Molecule: messenger RNA, 765 nt
Organism: Gossypium arboreum
Lineage: Eukaryota; Viridiplantae; Streptophyta; Magnoliopsida; Malvales; Malvaceae
Exons: 2
Coding region: 68-487 (139 amino acids)
Source: RefSeq, a predicted model, not a curated record
UGUACGCCCCCACCCCUCCUUGCCAGCGUCCUCUUCCCCGUUUUUGUUUCCCUAUAAAGCAGCUUCUAUGCAGUUUAUACAUUGCUACCAUAGCAAUGCUCCAUCAAAAGGUCUUGCCUUAUUCUUCUUCCUUUUCAUCAUACUACUCUGUGUUUUUAGGUCAUGGAAAAGCCUUCCCACAUCACAAGUAUUUGAGAUCUGGCUAUCAAGCAAUUUCCACGGAGAAGUCCUGGUCAUGCUUUUCCACAGCUUUCUUGAACUUUCUUUGAGUACUAACUCCGUCCUAAGGGAGAAAGAAAAAAAAAAACCAUUUGCUAGCACACCAUGGAAGCUCAAGAAAGCUGUGGGAAAACAUGAUGGCAAUUCAGGACUAGGUUUCUCCAACAAAAGAAGGAAGAAAAACGCUCUGUUCCUCUUUAUCUGCAAACAGACCAUGGUAAACAAGAUCCGGAUGCUUACUACAAGUGGGAACGAUGAGUUCAAUUGAUGCUUGCUUAUUAUCACUGUCUAGAUGAUGAGAAAGUACAGUUAGCAGCACCUGAAUUCAUCAAUUAUGCCCUAAAUUGGUGGACUCAACUUUCAGUGAACCAGUGUCAAAACCUUGAAUGUUUGAUCAACACAUGGGAUUAGAUGAAACAUGUCAUGACAAAACAAUUUGUGCCUUCUGUCUACCAUCAUUAGAAUCAUAAGAAACCUCAACGUCUCACACAAGGUACGAAAUAUAUUGAUGAAUAUUUUAAAGGGAUGGAAAUAUUAUUGAUAUUC